This is a messenger RNA of Tilletiopsis washingtonensis, 2023 nucleotides long. Its product is annotated as FAD/NAD(P)-binding domain-containing protein. Gene Ontology annotation, cellular component: mitochondrion. The coding region runs from base 1 to 1905 and encodes 634 amino acids. The record is from RefSeq and is a predicted model, not a curated record. NCBI's taxonomy places the organism in Eukaryota, Fungi, Basidiomycota, Exobasidiomycetes, Entylomatales. The transcript has 5 exons. Gene Ontology annotation, molecular function: FAD binding; sulfide:quinone oxidoreductase activity.
AUGGCCUCGUUCCGCCUCGCCCUCGCGCGGCCGCGUGCGUCGCUCGCCGCGCCCUCGCUCGCCCGCACGCUCGCCACGCCGGCGGCCGUGCCGCACCGGCCCUCGCACCGCGUGCUCAUCCUCGGCGGCGGCGCGGCCGGCCAGGCCAUCGCGCACCAGCUGACGCGCUCGGGGCGCUUCGCGGCGGGCGAGAUCGGCGUCAUCGACCCCUCCUCGACGCACGACUACCAGCCCGGCUGGACACUCGUCGGCGGCGGCCUCAAGCAGAAGGAGGAGCUGCGCCGCCCGCUUGCCGACCUGCUCGCUGACACGGCGGGCGUCGUGAGCCUGCUGCCGCACACCGUCACUGGCCUCAAGCCGGAGAGCAACGUCGUGCAGACGGAGAGCGGCGAGGUCGGCUACGAGCACCUCGUCGUUGCUGCGGGCAUCGACUGCAAGUGGGACAAGGUGGAGGGCCUGGCCGAGGCGCUCAAGGUGCAGGGCAGCGGCGUCAGCAGCAUCUACUCCUACGACACGUGCGACAAGCUCUUCCCGCAAAUUGACCAGCUCAAGAAGGGCAAGGCCGUCUUCACGCAGCCGGCCGGCAUCAUCAAGUGCGCCGGUGCGCCGCAGAAGGCCAUGUGGCUGGCAGAGGACCACUGGCGCUCGCACUCGCUGCGCCGCACCAACAACGCCGACUCGCCCGUCUCCGUCACGUUUGCGAGCGGCAUGCCUUCGCUCUUCUCCGUGCCCAAGUACUCUGCCGCGCUGGACGUGAUCCGCGAGGAGCGUGGCGUCGAGAAGCUGCUGCAGCACAACCUGAUCCGCAUCGACGGCCGCAAGGCCGUCUUUGCCGCCGGCGAGGGCGAGGUGACGCUCGACUUUGACCUGCUGCACGUGGCGCCGCCGCAGGGCCCGCGCGAAGUCUUUGCCAAGUCGGCGCUCGCUGAUGCGGCUGGCUACAUCGAGGUCAACAGCGGCACGCUGCAGCACGUGAAGCACAAGAACGUCUGGGCUGCCGGCGACGCCAGCAGCCUGCCCACGUCCAAGACGGUCGCUGCCAUCACGGCGCAGGCGCCCGUCCUGGUCGAGAACCUGCUGAGCGUCAUCGACGGCAAGGAGGCUGCCACGACGUACGACGGCUACACGAGCUGCCCGCUCCUCACCUCCUACGGCAAGGUGAUGCUGGCCGAGUUCAAGUACGGCCUCGAGCCGAAGGAGACCUUCACGCGCCUUUUCGGCAUCGACCAGACGGUGCCGCGGCGGGCUUUCUACCACCUCAAGAAGGACUUCUUCCCGUCCGUCUACUACUCGUCGUUCAUCAAGGGCACGUGGCAGGGCCCCAAGGGCUGGAGCCUCUCUGCGCCCUCGGCUCGCAGCUUCUCGAGUAGCGCGCGUCGCAGCUUCAGCACGUCGUCCGCCGCCGCUCGGGAUCAGCCGGCCCGUCGCCCUCGCGACCCGCUGGCCACCUCGCCGCACGCCGUGCGCCACGCUCUUCCUUCCGGCGAGACGCUGAUCGUGCGCGCUCCGCCGACGGCCGGCACGCCGCACUCCAUUGCCGACUUUGGCGCGCGGCCCGCUCAGCCCGGUGCUAGCGCAGGCGAGCUGUUCAACGUGGCGCCGCACGCCGGCACGGGUGUGCUGCCGCCGCCGAUCCGCGCGCCGAAGGUCGCGGCCAAGGAGCCGGAGCUCAAUGAGCAGGAAAUCACGGAGAUCCGGCGGCUGCGCGCUGCCGACCCGACACUCAGCGCUCGGGCACUUGCCAAGCGCUUCAGCUGCAGCGCAACAUUCAUUCAGAUUGUCGCGCCGUUGCCGAAGACAGUGCGGCGGGAGCUUGAGGCGGAGCGGUCGCUGUUCGACGACAGCAUGGGCUUCAACAAGCGCAAGGCGAGCGUCGAGCGGCAGGAGCGGCGGGCACUCUGGUAGAGCGCCGUGCGUUGUACACAGCAUCGUCAUCAUAUAGAGUUCACCAUCAGCUGUGCCAGCCCGCAGGGCCCAUCUGUCAUCAUGAGGCGCAGCGCAGGCGCAAGAGUGGAUUGCUGGU